GGAGACCGGGGCUAGUUGGCAGCAGGGGUAAGUUGACGAAUUGCGUUUAUCUGCAAAGUCUUUCAUCAAAAAGUGCCAAUAAUUUCAGGAAACCUUCUUAGUUGACCAUUUCAUCUUUCACUGUAGUAUUGUGGGGAUUUGCGCAUGCGCAUAAAAGAUAUUGUGAUUUAUGUGUUUUUUCCACAUUUUUGUAACUUUUACAACUUCUUUAUUUUUUCGAUUUUUAAAAGCAAUUUCAUCAAGUACAAGUAAACUUGAUUGGAGUUAUAUCUUGCAUGGUUCAGUAAAAUCUGUCCAACCAUUAUUUUUUAUUUAUAUACGUUUUUCAGGGAUCGGUAGGGGAGUUUGUGACCAAAUAGCUGUCGGGGUUAGUUGGCAAAAUUUUGGCGGGGCAAGUUGGCCGUAUAUAUCAACUAAACCCGGUUGCGAUUGGACAUAAAUUUUAACUUUUUCUAUAAAUUUUGAUUUAUUUUUUUAAAAAUCGAUUAGAUAGAUCACAUAUAUUACAUGCGAAACUAUAAAAGAAAAACAAAGAGGGCUAUAACUCCUCAAAAUGUUAUAAAAAAUGCUGUUGAUGCUGUUUUAUUAGAAGGAAAAUCUAUACGAAAAACAGCCAAAGACUUUAAUAUCCCUGAAAAAAGUUUGUCCCGAUACUGCAAAAAGCAACAACGUCAUAGUCAGCAAAUAUCAGGUUACAUAAAAUCUAGACAGGUCUUUACUGAUUUACAAGAAGGUCUAUUGGAACAAUAUGUGACUAAAGCUUCUGAUAUUUAUUAUGGACUUUUUCCUAAGGAAGUGAGGAAACUAGCUUAUCAGUAUGGAAAAGCGAAUAGCAUAAAAAUGCCUCAUAAUUGGAGUGCAAAUGAAGCAGCUGGAGAAGACUGGUUCAGUGCUUACCUCAAAAGGCACAAAAAACUGUCAAUAAGAAAACCUGAGGCAACAAGUCAAGCACGUGUUUCCAGUUUUAAUCCAACAAAUGUUCAAAAGUUUUACAACAAUUUACAAACUAUUCUUAAUCUUUUAAAGUUGGAAAAUGGAGAUAUUUGGAAUAUGGAUGAAACUGGUAUUACCACAGUUCAAACUCCAGAUCAUAUUGUAGCAAGAAAGGGUUUUAAACAAAUUGGGCGUGUUACUUCGGCUGAGAGAGGCAAUUUAGUAACUGUGGCAGUUGCUGUUUCUGCCAGUGGAAAUUCAAUUCCUCCAUUUUUCAUAUUUCCUCGUGUGAAAUUUAAAAGCUAUUUUUUAAAUGGUGCUCCUGAUGGAAGUGCAGGCACUGCAAACCCAUCUGGUUGGAUGACUGAAGUUCAAUUUUUGCAGUUUUCCCAUCAUUUUGUCAAAUAUGCCAGAAGUACAAAAGAACGACCUGUUUUGUUGCUAUUAGACAAUCAUGACUCUCAUCUUUCAGUAGAGGCUUUAGAUUACUUUAAAGAAAAUGGGGUAUCGGUUUGUUCAUUUCCUCCUCAUUGCAGCCAUAAACUUCAACCUCUAGAUCGAAAGUACAGUGCUAAAUAUAAGUAAUGUAAUGGAUGUUGACUUUACAAUAUCUGAGAAUGACAUGUUAAAUGCUGGUUGCUCAAAAGAUAUAGAACCACGUCAAGAUAUUUCAUAUUCAAGCAGUAAUGAUGAACACAGUGCAUCUACAGAGUCAACUGUAGUUCUAUCGCCUGAAGAUUUAAGACCAUUCAAAAAAGCUGAACCAAGAAAAAGAGUUAGGGCUAAUAAAAGAAGUAGAACCACAUCAAUUUUAACAGAUUCACCAAAUAUGAAUGUUUUAAAAAUAGAGAAAGAAUCAGCUAAAAAGAAAAAGUUAGCAAUUGAAGAGAGAAAACAAGCAAAAAAGUUAAACGAAGAUAAUAUUAAGAUGAGUAAAAGAUCAAAUAGUAAAGGAAGUUUACACUUAAUGGAGAAAAGUUUGAAUUGUCCAAAUAGCUCUGUUGUAGAGGAGUGUUUUUGUUUGGUUUGUGUUGGAAUGUUUUCUAAAAGUAAAGCAGGGGAAGUUUGGGUUCAAUGCACCCAAUGUCACCUUUGGGCUCACGAGUCAUGUAUAAUCGGAAAAUCUUUGUUUUUCAUUUGCAAUAAUUGCUGCUAGCCGAUAUGAAACUCCAUUAGUUAAAAAUAUUCAUGUAAUAAAACAAUAUAAGUUUUAAUUCUUAUUGUAUAACCAUAAAUUGGGAACACUGUUUUGUUUUGUCACUGUA
Hydra vulgaris (swiftwater hydra) is the source of this 2198-nucleotide messenger RNA. RefSeq lists its product as uncharacterized. Lineage: Eukaryota; Metazoa; Cnidaria; Hydrozoa; Anthoathecata; Hydridae. Gene Ontology annotation, cellular component: nucleus. Gene Ontology annotation, molecular function: DNA binding. The record is from RefSeq and is a predicted model, not a curated record.